This is a messenger RNA of Fraxinus pennsylvanica, 444 nucleotides long. The record is from the annotation of a GenBank genome assembly. Lineage: Eukaryota; Viridiplantae; Streptophyta; Magnoliopsida; Lamiales; Oleaceae.
AUGGUCAGUCGUGUACCAUGGUUCGAUCGCCUAUUGGAUGACACAGGCGAAUACUUCUGCGGUGGAAUCGUACUUGGGUCGGUUUCUCACAUGUUUUCAGGCAUGUACAACUCUCCUACAGGUGAGUGCUUGAUCCGGGGCUCACGAGCUGUACGCAUGAACGCCCCCCGUUGUGGUGGGUACCUAGCCGUCUAUGGUGGUCUUGCCUCUGUCUUGGAAAGUUGUAUGGUGUAUGCAAGGCAAAAGGAUGAUCCCUGGAAUUUCAUCCUCGCUGGUGCCGCUGCCUCCGGAUUCCAAGAUAUGCGCCAUGGCCUUGGCAUGGCUUCACGCUCGGGUCUCGCUCUUGGCUCGAUCCGCUUCCUCGGAGUGGGUACUGAUAUCUUGCUUAAUAAGAUCGCGAGUAAUGUCCAGUCCCCACAACUCGACUCCAACUUUGAAGAAUAA